This is a messenger RNA of Carassius carassius (crucian carp), 1637 nucleotides long. RefSeq names its product coiled-coil domain-containing protein 42 homolog (gene ccdc197). Bases 144 to 1226 code for a protein of 360 amino acids. The transcript has 9 exons. The record is from RefSeq and is a predicted model, not a curated record. NCBI's taxonomy places the organism in Eukaryota, Metazoa, Chordata, Actinopteri, Cypriniformes, Cyprinidae.
AUGACGCGACACGAACACUUCCGCUCAGUUACUAUGACAACAUCGCGCGUCAGGUCUCCGAGCAACAGGAGCGCGUUCGAUUCAGCGGAGCUCAGUCGCCGUUCCUCCGUGUUUCCGGUCGUAGCGCUGCUCGUAAAGCACUCAUGGAUUCCGCUGCUCUGAAAGCAGACGCUCUUCUGAAGCUGGAAGUCGAACACAAAAAGAAAAACGUGUUUGUAACGCAGCUGGAGGAGCACAGAGAGCAGAUCGAGGAGCACAUCAAGCUCAUCCCGGUGAUAACAGAGUCCUCCAGCGGGCUCCUGGACACCGGCGUCCAUACGCUGCAGACCACACUAGUCCUGAAGAAGCGCUCAGAGGUGGACGCAGUGGACACACGGCUGAUGGACACGCGGCAGGAGGUUCAGAGGAGCAUGAAGACCCUUCAGCAGAGACGAGCCCAGCUCCAGCAGAGACAGACGGAGACCAAACACAGGGCAGCAGAGUUUGAGAGGUUUGUGGAGGAGAACGAGGUGAAACGCCGCCGUGCGCUGAAGAAAUACCAGACGGAGAGAGAGCAGAAUGAAGUGAGAGAACAGGAGAAAGCUGAACUCUCCAAACAACUCCAGGACUUACAAACCAGGCGUCUGUCUUUACAAGAGCGAGUCAACAAAUACAAGAUAUUCGAGGAGUUUCUGAUGAAAACUCUGGACUUACUUCCAGACAAGUAUGUGGGCUGUGGGACGGACCUGGUGACGCCCAUCAUCAGACGCUACGAGACGCUGACCAUCAGCCGACAGGACCUCCUGCAGCAGUUGUCCAGCCUGACGGACGAGAUGAAGUCCAGCCAGAACCACAUGGAGUCCCUCAGACAGGAACACAACACCUUUAAACUGAUGACCAACCAGGAGCUGUCCGAGCGGCAGACACAGCUGGAUCAACUCAAAGAGAGGAACAAACAGCUGGAAAUGAUGCUCCACAUGCACCUGGGCCAGUCCAGAGACCAGGUGGAGGAGGUCGGGAACAUUUUGAUCGCGGUGAAGAACCUGGCGGAGCAGUGUUAUCUGAGUCACUACGGAGCUCUAGACCUCAUGGACACCUGCACCAUGAUGGACAUGAUAAAGGAAUUCAUCGUAGAGAAAGCUGACAUGGAGAGGAGAGCCAUGAGACUCGUGGCCAGCAGCGGUGCGACUGUAAAGAAGAUGUCCAGCAGGAGCCGAGCGCUGACCGCCCUGAAGACCCCGCCGUAGACCAGUCCGUCCCCCAGCGCGCUCCAGCUCGGUCAGACACACACAUUCAGCUCAUGUGAAGCGUUGGUGAAGAUGAAGAACAGAUGCUGCACAUUAAACCCAAAACAUCUUGAUAGAGAUGAUCAAACACUUCUGUUCAAAUGUUUUUAUUCUUCAGCUUGAAAAUAACUGGUUCAUCAGUAAUUCUGUGAAAUACAUUUCAAAAUGUAUUCAAAAACAAGGACAGUGUGACGUUUCAGUUUCAGUUCAAUCUGAAGCUCAUUUUUACAAGUUUUUUCAAAAUCAAACAACAUGAGAGUGAGUGAAUGCUUUGGGUGAAAUGCCCAAGAUGAAAAGCUGACAGAUAUAACAUUAAACAAGUCAUUAAAAUGUAGAAAAAUUAUUGGAAAAUAAAUGCACAUACAUUUUGGA